CUACGCGGAGGCAGAAGUGGCACUGCAGUUUUUAAAAAACAGCUGAUACCGUCCCUUUGUUGCUAGAGGCCAGAAUUUGUAAUGGAGUGCUAACGGAAAGUCGCUUCAAUUGUCGCUACAAUCUCAAACAAAAGCCCUCUACCCUUGCUGGGAGUGUGGUAAGGUGCUGCUUGCGGUGCAAAACAAGAAGAGCAGCAGAAUGGAAGUCCAAAUGGAUGUAGCUGUGGGCAAAAGUUCCUGUCCUGAUGUGUCGUCACUGAUGCAGAGUCUACAACAAGCCUUGGCCCUCGAAGCUAAAUUCCAGCCCAAGCUUCAACUUCCCUCAGCAGCCAGCACCACAGGAGAAAGCAGUGAAAUCACAUGUGCAAUGAGAGAUGGAGCUGCUCAUGUUCUUCGCUGCCUGAAGGUCUGGUAUGAUCUUCCCUCUGCAGUUCUGCUGGAUGCUCUCAAUUUAAUGGACCGGUUCAUGAGUCGCAUGAAAGCACGUCCCAAACACUUGUCUUGCAUCGCCAUCAGCUCCUUCCAUCUUGCAGCCUGCCAAUGGGUGGAGAGGGUUAAACAGAACAAUGGUGGUGAGACAUCUUCCAUCCCAGGACCGUUGCAGGUUGUUCCUGAACCACAAGAUCUGGUAACAAUAUCUCAAUGCAAAUGUACCGCCGGAGACAUUAACCGGAUGGAAAAAAUCGUUGAAGCGAAGUUGGCUUGUCUGCCCCAGGAAGAACCAGUUACAACUUUAACAUUCCUCAACUUGUAUCACGCACUAUUGUCGACAACUUUACCUGCCGCGCUUCAACCAGAUCUUCUGAUCCUUUCUUGCAAGCUGGAGACUAUUUGCUGUGACGCAAAUUAUGCUGCCUUUCCCUCAUCUGUUUUGGCUUUUGCUCUUCUGUUUGUGGAAAUGAAGUGUCAUCAAACAGCCAUUGAGGUCAUUAGCCGUGAUGUUUUACUCGAACUACAGCGACUUGCUCAGGUCAAAGAUGACAUGCUGAAUGAAUGCGUAAGGAUGGUCUCUUCAGUGAUGGCCCCUUACGAUGGCUAUGCUCAGAGCAAUCCGUCUCACCGUCAACGACUUACUUGGAAGCUGUCCAGGCGUACGUUAAAGCAGUUACGGCCCACCGAAAAGUUAGUUAGUGUUUUACCAACCAUUGAGGAGAACCGCCAAUUUGGCCAAGUGCAGAAACGCAGCCGCCGUUCACGUCUUAGUCCGCACAAGAUACGACCUGUAUCACCAGGUGCUGUCUUGUCCUCGCUGCCUCUGCCCUUUCCGACCAAAGAAGAUUUAACGUCGUUUUUCGACAAUUUUGUUGCGGCUUCACCUUAUUCGUUCAGAUUUCUGUAUGGUUUGGAGGAGGAAAGUCCUUCAACUGCUUGAAUGGAGGAAAUUCCAGCAAUCGUUUUUGCGAAAAAUUCUUCUUCCUAAAAUUUACACCACAAUUAUUAGAUGCAUUUUGUUUAUCUUCUCAAACUCUUUGAAAGAAAAGUUCAUUUGCCUUGUAGAUACUGUAGAUAAAUAACUGCCAUUC
Messenger RNA from Daphnia carinata, 1523 nucleotides. It is a transcript of the gene CycG, whose product is annotated as cyclin G-like. NCBI's taxonomy places the organism in Eukaryota, Metazoa, Arthropoda, Branchiopoda, Diplostraca, Daphniidae. Gene Ontology annotation, cellular component: cytoplasm; nucleus; cyclin-dependent protein kinase holoenzyme complex. Gene Ontology annotation, biological process: mitotic cell cycle phase transition; regulation of cyclin-dependent protein serine/threonine kinase activity. Gene Ontology annotation, molecular function: cyclin-dependent protein serine/threonine kinase regulator activity. The record is from RefSeq and is a predicted model, not a curated record. The transcript is spliced from 5 exons. The coding region runs from base 200 to 1372 and encodes 390 amino acids.